ACCGUACAGAGUUUUUAAAUCUACAGAACGUUUUUAAUCAUCAGAUAAAGGGUAAAUGUGGGGAAAGUGUCUGGGUCUUUCUGCUGACAAGUCUCCGACUAUCAAAUGAGAACCUAAGGGCAGCUUCAUCCUAACUGCUGAGUCCCUGCACGGAGACGCGGUGCUCAAGCACAGCAAAGACGACUGGAAAUAUGGCGGCGGACUCUGAAGCUGCUAGCGGCCAUGGCGCUCGCGGCUCCUCCGCCGGUUUGGAAGCUUCUUUGGACCGCCGAUUUCAAGGAGUCUCUAACACUAUGGAGUCAAUACAAGGACUGUCUACUUGGUGCAUUGAAAACAAAAAAUACCACAGCCUUAUCGUCCGAUACUGGAUGAAGUGGCUCAAGAAAUCGGACACCAACCACCGCCUGAACCUCUUCUACCUUGCCAACGACGUCAUCCAGAACUGCAAGAGGAAAAACGCCAUAGUGUACCGACCUGCCUUCGCAGAGGUUCUCCCCAGAGCCGCCCUGCUGGUCACGGAUGUAAAGGUACGGAGGUCAGUGGAAAGGAUCUUCACCAUUUGGGAGGAGAGAAGCGUCUACCCCGAAGAGCUCAUCUCCCUUCUGAAAACCACCCUGGCACGGAGGGAGAGAGACAAAGAGAAGGACAAGGAGAGAGAGAGGGAGAAAGAGAAAGUCAAAGAGAAAGAGACCACACCUGUACCAGCCUCAGCCAACCCCAAAGCUGCUCUCAAGUCCAAGAUAGUGGCUGAGUUCACACCUCAGUCGUUCAUAGAGCAGCUGUGUGGCUACAAGCGUGUGGUGGCGGAGGAGGAGAUGAAGGAGAAGCAGCUGACGGCUCUCAGGGUGGAUGUCGGCAGCACCGAAGCCCUCAAGAGACUCAAAGACAAGGCAGAAGGAAACAAGUUUUCCAAGGACUUUGAAGACAGCAGCCUGAAGCUUCAGGAGUUUGUGAGCUUCCUGGAGACCCAGCUGAGCGCAGGGCCCCCUCUGUUGGAGGCUUUGGGAAACGCGGAUGUCUUCUACGAGAUGCAGUACAAAGAGGUCAAGAUCGUGGCCAACGCUUACAACACCUUCGCCAACCGUGUGUCCAGCCUCAAGAGGAAGCUCGACGCCCUCAAGUCCACACUCCCCGGCUCCGAGGACUCCCCCGUCCCCUCGCCCUCCGAAGACGCCCCCUCGCCCACCGGCUCGGACUCCCCCUUCCUGGAGCUGGGGGCCGGCCGGGGGGGCAGCAUGACCUUUGACCCCGAGCUGGACGGCCGGGCCAUGGAUGACGGAGAGCUGGGGAGAGCCGGGGACAACAGAGUCCUGGAGGACAUGGAGCUGUCUGAGGAGGAGACGGACACCAGCAUCAUAGCAGUGGAAAACAAGACAGACAAGACAUCCUGCGCUUCCAAGACAACCAAGCCUGUCCAAUCAGCAGCAGCUUCCAAACCCUCCCCUUCACCCACGCCCACCAAAACCCCCCCUGACCCUUUCUCCAAAAAGACGGGCCCCCCAGCCCCGGCCCCAGCCCCAGCCCCGGCCCCAGCCCCCACAGGGGCUGCUGCCCCCUCGGCUGGCCAGGGACUGGACCCUUCUCUGGGGGUGAACCUGGCCAAUGUGGACCUGGGCAAGAUCAGCUCCAUACUGAGCUCCAUCACGUCCGCCAUGAAGAACACAGCAGUGAGCCCUGUCUCUCGGCCUUCUCCCAGAACCCCCACCACCCCCUCUGGCCAAUCAUCUUCCUCCAAACCGGCCCCGCCCAGCCCCGCCCUGGCCAGCAUCCUGUCUCGAGUAGACAUCUCCCCUGAGGGCAUCCUGAGCGCCCUGUCCAAGACCAGCACUCAGGGUCUUUCAUCUCUGCUUCAAAGUGUCACUGGAAACCCCCCCUCCUCCUCCGCCCCCCCCUCCCGCUCUUCCCCAGAAUCCUCUUCAGCGAAGGCUCCACCCACUUCUAAACCCCCCCUGGGGAACAGCCUGAAACGAGAGACGGGGCGAACGAGGGACUGGGAGAAAGAGAGAGAGUGUAGUCCGCCCCCCCCUCCCCCCUCCGCCCCUGCUGCCUGCGUCUCUCCCCCCAGUUUAGAGUCUAAGAUCAACAGCUUCCUCCAGGGGAACCCUGGCUUCAGCCUGGGGCUGGGGGACGGGAGCCCCCUCUUGGGGGGGGAGGGGGUGGACGGGACCCCCGUGAGAGACGAGACCGGGGGUACCCCCACCCAGGACGAGAUCAUGGACACCCUGGGGGGUGACCCUGGGGGUCACAACCUUUCACCCACAGCCUACCGCAGUGACCCCUGGGACGCCGUCAUCACCCCCACAGGAAGCAGCAGUGACGGCAACUUCCUGUGCUCCUCCUCCUCCUCCUCCCAAGGACAGAGUUACGGAGGCGGGAAGAAGGUGCCUGCUGGGAAGAGCUCCGCCAAGACCAAGGAGGUGCAAGCGCUGAAGACCAGGAAGCUGUCCGGCAGUUCGUCUCUGUCCCUCGCUGAGUUGAAGGCUAAGAAGGAAGGGCAUCCCCUCCAGGGGAGGUUCCACGCAGGCGAGCGAGCGUCCGGGGAGAGGAGAGCGUCCGCGGGCUCCCGCAAGGCCAGCAGCGGCUCCGAGGACGGAGGGCUGGGCGGACGCAGGGAGGAGAAGGGUCGAGGACGGCAGGGUGGGUCCCCGGGACGAGAGGGCGCGGAGGGGCAGUACCACCGCAUAGAGACCCUGGUGUCCCCCUGCACAGAAGGAGCCCCCAUCCACACACUGAACUACUCCAACCGUCUGCAGCCCGGGGAGCGCAUCCAGACCGUGGAGAGCAUCCGCGUGAUUGGUCGAGGCAUGCGGCACGGGGGCGGGGCAGGUGGGCGUCCCGGGGGUGGGAUGUGGUAUGAAGAAGGGAGUUACGUGGAGCCGCCUUCCCCCUCACACCCUCACGGCGCCCCCCCCCCUCUCAACGCCUCCCCCGACACGUGCCCCCCCAUGCCCCCACCGCCUCCCCCUCACCUCCUCCCCCCUCAUCCUCACACCCUCCUUGGCCAUCCUCCCCCCCCACUCGGUCAACCCCCCACCCAGUUCCAGAUGGGUUACCAUGGGGACAACCCCCAGAACCAUCCCGCUCACCUGCACCAGCAUCCUCCCCCUCCCUCCCCCUUCUUCAGCUCUCCCCCUCCCCCCAUCCCUCGCCCCCCUCCACCUCCCAUGCCCCAAGCCCCGCCUCACAAUCGUAACUUCCCAGGCCCCCCCUCUGCUGUCAUGGUGGGUGGAGUUCUGGUCCCUGUAGACCGGCCCCUGCCCCUCCCUCCCCCCAGCCGGCCAGAUGGGGCAGAUCGUGGGGGUAUUGGGGGUCCGCGGGGGGGUAAAGGUGGGCCCGUGCCCCUCAUGUUAUCUCUCCUUGGGGAACCUCCGAAGCUACCCCGCUCCGGUACGGUUAAAGAGCAUUUCACCCCCCGUCAUGCUCCCCCCCUGCAUCGCCCGGGGGCCCCUGGGCCCCCCCCUCCCUUACUAGGAAGAGUGAAGGAAGGGCUCAACAUAACUCCUCCAUCUCCCACAUCCUCCUCCACCCCUCCUCCCCCCUCCCCCUCAGGUGACACCAUCCCUCCCCGCCCACAGGCCCCCUCUCUACAGAGGCCCCCUACGAGCCCCCCGGCUGUGCCCCGAAACCCCCGCCGCCCCUCCCCUCCGGUCUCCCUCCUGCGCCUGCCUAACCCCUCCCCUCGCCCCCCCAUCCUUCCAGCCCCUAUGAGCCAAAGACCCCUGCUGAGAGCUCGAGGCCCCCCCACCCACCCCAACCAUGACCCCCACGUGUUCCGGGGGGGCAAGCGCCCUGGGCCCCCUUUCGGCCGAGGACAGGGGGCUCCCUUCCAUCCCCCCAAAAGACCCUUCCUGCCCCCUCGCUACUGAAGUGUCACCCUCCCACUACAAGCUGGACAAAAGAGCCCACACCUUACUAGGCAUCAGAGGCCGAGCUCGUGCAGCCCUCCUGGUAUGAACCCAGCUAGUCACCCUCUCCUGCCCCAGACACACCUCCCUCCUUCCAUUUAAGCUCAAUGUAAAUAGAUGUUCAAACCUACAUGUAAAUUAGCCUUUUAUCUCUUCACUCUACUGUACAGUACAAGCUUGUCAAACAUGCAGUCCAACUCAAGUCUGCCCCCUCCACCCCUUCAUCCCUCCCUCCCCCC
Osmerus eperlanus (European smelt) is the source of this 4144-nucleotide messenger RNA. RefSeq names its product regulation of nuclear pre-mRNA domain containing 2b (gene rprd2b). The record is from RefSeq and is a predicted model, not a curated record. The transcript has 10 exons. Gene Ontology annotation, biological process: mRNA 3'-end processing. NCBI's taxonomy places the organism in Eukaryota, Metazoa, Chordata, Actinopteri, Osmeriformes, Osmeridae. Gene Ontology annotation, molecular function: RNA polymerase II complex binding. Bases 192 to 3866 code for a protein of 1224 amino acids.